AUUCAGACCACUUCUUGCGUUACAACCAUAACUUGUUCUCUCUCUUCAAUUCUCACUCUUUCAUAUCUACUCUCAUUCCUAAACCCAGCGUUUGCACUCAUUCAAUACGAGAGAAAGACAGUGAGAGAUCAGACAUGGCCAUGCAAGCUUUCUUAUUUAUCACUCAAUUUACAUAUCAAAACUAUGCAAUAGCCAUGACCAAAACCUUCACCUUCUCCCUUCUCAUGGCUUUCAUUAUUUCUCUCACCUUUUCUCAAUGCUACCGGAAAAGCAAGCUCUCCGUCCCCCGCCAUGCAGCUCUCCCGCCUGGCCCGACACCGUGGCCCUUCGUCGGCUGCCUCCCGGAAAUGUGGACGAAUAACACACUGCCACACCAAUGGAUUCAUGCAAUAAUGAAGCAGUACGACACUGAAAUAGCAUGCAUUCGUCUCGGGAAUACCUACGUCAUUCCAGUGACUUCUCCACAACUUGCUCUCGAAUUUCUAAAGACCCAUGAUUCUGUCUUUGCAUCACGACCAAUGCUCGACACUACCAAAAUCAUAACCCGUGGAUUCCUUACCACUGCUCUUUCGCCAUUGGGAGAGCAAUGGAAGAAGAUGCGCAAAAUACUUACUUCACAAAUACUUAAUCCCUCCACCCUCCACCAAAUGCUGGCUCAUAGAACACACGAAGCCGACACUCUUUUACGCUACAUUUUCAGUCUCACCAAGUCGAAAGGUGCGGCGGUCGUCAACUUGAGAAGCGUAACUCUACAUUAUUGUGGCAACGUUAUUAGAAGAGUGCUAUUCAACAGAAGAUACUACGGCGCUGGCCAAGAGGAUGGAGGGCCAACUUUUGAAGAAGAAGAGCACAUUCAAGCACUGCUAGCAUUGCUCAAGUAUAUCAAUGCCUUUUCUGUAUCGGAUUUCAUACCUUGUUUGAGGCCGUUUGAUGUGGACAAACAUCAAAAGAUUGUAAAAGAAGGUUUGAAAGUGGUGAGAAAGCAUGACGAACCGAUUGUGGAUGAGAGAGUGCAACAAUGGAAAUAUGGAAAGAGGAAAGAGAUCGAAGAUUUUCUUGAUAUCUUUAUCGCGCUUAAAUAUGAAAAUGGAAAAUCGUUGCUAUCGAUCGAAGAGAUUAAAGCUGAAAUCACGGAGCUACAAAUGGCAACGAUUGAUAAUCCUUCAAAUGCAGUAGAAUGGGCAAUGGCAGAAUUACUCAAUCAACCAAAAAUUCUCCAGAAAGCAAUUGAAGAACUAGAUAGGAUUGUUGAAAGGGAUAGACUUGUUCAAGAAUAUGAUAUCCCACAACUUAAGUAUCUUAUUGCUUGUGUUAGAUUUAUUGCUGUGUUAGAGAAAGAAUCCCACAACUUAAGUAUCUUAUUGCUUGUGUUAGAUUUAUUGCUUGUGUUAGAGAAUCUUUCCGACUCCAUCCAUUUACACCAUUCAAUGUUCCUCAUGUCUCAAAUUCCAAUGUCAUUGUAGCUGGAUACUUUAUCCCAAAAGGCAGCCAAGUCCUACUUAGUCGAAUCGGUCUCGGUCGAAACCUGAAGAUUUGGAAGGAUCCAAUACGAUUCGAUCCAGAACGCCAUCUCAAGGAUAAGACGAUGGGUGACAUGGGAUUAUCAUAACCAAAUCUACGAUUCAUUAGCUUCACUAAAGGGAGGAGAGGCUGCAUGGGUAGCACACUAGGCACAAACAUCACCAUGAUGCUAUUUGCUAGGUUGCUUCAAGGGUUUUCGUGGAACUUAAUGCCAGGAAUGAGCAAGGUCGAGUUCUCUCAAUGUGAUGAUUUCUCCCUCCCUAAACCAUUGCAUUUGUAUGCAGAGCCACGUCUAUCUCAUAAUAUGUAUCCAACUUAUUGAUGGGCGAAACCUAUAAACUAGCUUAAGACAUAUAGUUGAUCUUGUCACUUGAUUUAGUUGCGCAUGUAUGUGUUUCACCUUGUGGU
This is a messenger RNA of Momordica charantia (bitter melon), 1929 nucleotides long. RefSeq names its product tryptophan N-monooxygenase CYP79A68-like. Lineage: Eukaryota; Viridiplantae; Streptophyta; Magnoliopsida; Cucurbitales; Cucurbitaceae. The record is from RefSeq and is a predicted model, not a curated record. Gene Ontology annotation, molecular function: iron ion binding; heme binding; monooxygenase activity.